Penicillium pulvis is the source of this 1785-nucleotide messenger RNA. RefSeq names its product GPI-anchored transamidase subunit GPI16 (gene gpi16). Lineage: Eukaryota; Fungi; Ascomycota; Eurotiomycetes; Eurotiales; Aspergillaceae. The transcript is spliced from 3 exons. The coding region runs from base 1 to 1785 and encodes 594 amino acids. Gene Ontology annotation, cellular component: GPI-anchor transamidase complex. Gene Ontology annotation, biological process: attachment of GPI anchor to protein. The record is from RefSeq and is a predicted model, not a curated record.
AUGACGGUCCCCUCACUCCUUUCUCUGCUGCUGGCAAUUGCUGUCACAUUAUGGAGCUCACCUGUUUCAGCCUCGUCCGACUACCAUGAACAACUCUUCCUUCAACCUCUUCCGCAAUCUUCCCUCCUAGCUUCGUUCAAUUUCCGGGGUAAUUCCUCGCAACAAUCGUUCGACAACCAGCAUUUCCGAUACGUGCCAAGAGCACUUGGCCAGAUUCUUCAGCACGCGCAUACCAAAGAGCUUCACUUGCGCUUUACAACCGGACGAUGGGAUGCAGAUAGCUGGGGCUCACGGCCAUGGAAUGGAAGUAAGGAAGGAGGCACCGGCGUGGAGCUCUGGGCAUGGAUUGAUGCAGCAGAUGACGAGGAAGCAUUCGCAAACUGGAUCACCUUAACUCAAUCCUUGUCCGGCCUGUUUUGUGCAUCCUUGAACUUCGUCGACUCGACUCGAACAACACGACCAGUCGUCUCAUUUGAGCCCACAGGGCAUCAUCCUGACGCCAAUUCACUACACCUUCUGCAUGGAACACUUCCUGGAGAGGUAGUUUGCACCGAAAACCUCACACCAUUUUUGAAACUGCUUCCAUGCAAGGGCAAAACUGGAAUCUCUACUCUUUUCGACGGUCACAAACUAUUCGAUGCAGCAUGGCAAAGCAUGUCUGUUGAUGUGCAACCCAUCUGCUCAUCCGACGGUGACUGCCUUGUUCAAAUUGAACAGACCGUUGAUAUGGUUCUCGACAUUGAACGGUCGAAGCGACCGCGAGAUAAUCCAAUUCCACGGCCGGUGUCGAACGACCAGCUCGUUUGUGAUACUUCCAAGCAUUACAACGCUGACGACACGUGCUAUCCUUUGGAAAAGGUGACUGAUAAGGCGUGGAGUUUGAACGAAAUUUUUGGAAAGACCUUGAAUGGUAUCUGCCCUCUUGCAGACUCGAGUGAACAAUCCGUUUGUCUUCGAGUUCCUCAUGAGAAGGGAGUUUUCACAACCCCCGGGGCCUCGGAAUUGAAGAAGGAUGACGGUUUCACCCGCUGCUUUUCUCUGCCUGCUUCGGGGCCUUUUGACCUUUCAAUCCCAGAGCAACAACUACAGACCGAGGUGCCCCUUCAGGAGCCUGUCCUCCAUGCCGAGCGAACGAUCGUUGGUCACGGGCAAGAGCGUGGCGGCAUGCGUAUCAUAUUCGGCAACCCUUCUGAGACUAGUGCGGUUGAAUUUAUCUAUUUCGAAUCGCUUCCCUGGUUCCUACGUCCAUAUAUCCAUACUUUGCAGGCUACUAUUACGGGACGCGAUGGGGUACGUCGGGAGAUUCCCGCGUCUGAUCUCGUGACUGAGACUUUCUAUCGACCCGCCAUCGAUCGUGAACGAGGAACUCAGCUAGAGCUUGCUCUCUCUGUUCCCGCCGCUUCGACCGUCACCCUGACAUAUGACUUUGAGAAGGCUGUAUUGCGAUACACAGAGUACCCUCCAGAUGCCAAUCGAGGCUUCAAUGUUGCCCCGGCGGUGAUUCGAGUAUUAGAUGGUGCGAACUCCCGCCCAUUAUACAUUCGGACUACCAGUCUCCUUCUUCCCCUGCCGACGCCAGAUUUCAGUAUGCCUUACAAUGUGAUUAUCCUCACCAGCACCGUGAUUGCCCUUGCAUUUGGCACUGUUUUCAAUAUCCUGGUGAGGCGGGUUGUCUCCGUGGAAGAAGCGGCUGCUCUCAAUGCGCAAACCUUGAAGAGCCGGCUUUUGGGCAGAUUGGUUGCUUUGCGAGACCGCUUUGGCAAGAAAGAGAUGAAAGUGGAGUAA